Messenger RNA from Penicillium vulpinum, 912 nucleotides. Its product is annotated as putative beta-1,6-glucan biosynthesis protein (Knh1). Gene Ontology annotation, cellular component: extracellular region. Gene Ontology annotation, biological process: fungal-type cell wall organization; cell wall biogenesis; (1->6)-beta-D-glucan biosynthetic process. The coding region runs from base 1 to 912 and encodes 303 amino acids. The record is from RefSeq and is a predicted model, not a curated record. The transcript has 4 exons. NCBI's taxonomy places the organism in Eukaryota, Fungi, Ascomycota, Eurotiomycetes, Eurotiales, Aspergillaceae.
AUGAGAGUCCAAUUGCUUCAGGCUGCCCUGUUAUUCACGGCCGUCCAUGGCCAGAUCAGUUCUCAGAUUACAACGCAUGAUCUGAGCUUUGAUGGUGCAGCUGCCGUCAGUCUAAUUUGGGGCUUAAACAGGGAAGCGGCUUCAACUUAUAAUUUUUAUCUCUGUGCCGGUGACGAGACAACAGAUUCAUAUGACACUCUAUCGCAAGUCAUCAACAAUGGUGCCUAUGCUCCUGGUGACAGGGUGUCAUUUCAAGUCGACCAAAGUGUUGGUGGAAAUGAGCCCAAUGCAUAUUUUCUCAAGAUAGUUCGGUCAGACCCUCAUAGUUACUGGUCCGGGUUCACUUCUCAUUUUACUUUGACCAACAUGAAAGGUACCUUCUCGACCAAAGUAACAGAUGCGAUCAAGACAAUGCAGCCGAUUCCCGCCAUCGCUAUUCCAUGGCCUAAGGUCAAAGACGAUGGCCAUAUCGCCAAGGCCGCAGAAUUCACUUCAAUUUUCAACACCUCAAGUCUCACCACGAGUUCCUCAAUCGAAACGGCCUUGCAGUUCCCAACCCCAACCGUCAAAAGCGAAGCCGAGCACAACGAGUUGCGCAAAAGACAGGUGACUGCUGUCGAUGCUGCAAUUGACCAGCAUACUAUCCCAUACGGUGAGCAGACCGGCUCGGUCAAAUAUGCCCCAAUGCCCAAGAGCGCUGGGACCACUGUCGCAACCAGAUCACCCACUCCUCAAUAUCCGCCUUUCCCGUUCUCCAUUGCGACCACCUACCUUGGUGCGCCGACUGUUCAGUACACUGAUACGGCUUUUGCGACAUGGACAGCGAACAGCAUUGAGAACACAGCCGCGCCCGCUCCUGCGCCCACAUUAGACAAGAGAAUACAGAGGUGGUUGGACCGUUGGAAUGAUUGA